This is a messenger RNA of Ceratina calcarata, 1836 nucleotides long. RefSeq names its product tRNA (guanine-N(7)-)-methyltransferase non-catalytic subunit wuho (gene wuho). Lineage: Eukaryota; Metazoa; Arthropoda; Insecta; Hymenoptera; Apidae. Gene Ontology annotation, cellular component: cytosol; tRNA methyltransferase complex; nucleus. Gene Ontology annotation, molecular function: protein binding. The record is from RefSeq and is a predicted model, not a curated record. Gene Ontology annotation, biological process: RNA (guanine-N7)-methylation; tRNA modification. The coding region runs from base 459 to 1619 and encodes 386 amino acids. The transcript has a single exon.
CUUAUCCGAUGAUGAUUUCAUUUCGUAGCCUCGUUCAAUGAAUAUUGAUUAUUAAUCAAAAAGCAAAUUGACGUUGCAGUCCCAUCUAACACCGGAAGACGGUGGAACCGGUGGAAUUAAUUCUGUAUGGGCGGCAGCACCUGCUGGGUGAAAAUUAGUAAAAGAGGGAUGGUAGACGCGGAAGUAGAAGAAAAAGGACGUAGAAGACGUAAAAGAAGGACGCAUUCACUCAUUCACUGGAGCUGUAGGCUGUAGCUGUAGUGCCAUAGCUUUCCCUCUCACUCAGGUCUACUUGGUGCUACUUGUUCUUAGGUUCGCACUCCAGGGUCCAGUUAGAUAGGUUAGGUAUAGAGCUCAAUUAGGUCGAGCUCAAUGGUGCACGCAGUGGCACGCAGUUAUAGGUAUACAAUACAACUGCAUUUAUAUAAACAUUUCUGACGAAGAUUCGUUCAUCAAUUAUGAGUUUUUCUAUAUGCGAAUCGGAUGUUAUUUUAUGCAAUAAUGAACAAAUUAUAAUAUACAAUAUCGACAAUGAAAGGGAAAAAAUAAUUAAUUUGCCCGAACUGGAAAGUGACAAGAAAGUUGAUUUGCACAAUAAUAUAAACAUUGAGACUUUUCAUACGAUCACGAAUGUGACGUUUUCGAACGACGGUAGAUAUUUCUUGAUAUGCACAAAUCGUAAACAGUUAUGUCUGUACGAACGAAAGAAUCAGAAUCUGUUACUAAAUAAAACACUGCCUCGAGCGGCUAGCAAAGUGAAAUUCACGUCAAACAAUGACAUUGUUGUGGCAGACAAAACGGGAGACGUUUAUAUUUUUUCUGGAAAACAGUCGGAUAACGGAUCCCUACUCUUAGGACAUUUGUCUAUGAUACUGGACGUGUUAGUUACGAAAGAUCAAGAAUACAUUAUUACAACGGACAGAGAUGAGAAAAUCAGAGUAUCCAUGUUCCCAAAUUCGUAUAACAUCGUGUCUUAUUGCUUAGGACAUAAAAAAUUCGUAACCAAUGUUGUCGAACUACCUCACGACAAAAGUGUGCUGAUGUCUUGUGGAGGAGAUGGUGUGUUCAUACUAUGGGAUUACAGGGUUGGUAAAGAAUUAUUAUGCAUUGAUUUUCAUGAUAAAAUACCCACGAAUGAUAUCGAGAGGUUCAACGAACAACUUCGUGACUGCAACUUAGACGAAUCUGUCCAAGAGCUGCCUGUGAAGUACUUAAGGCUCUCGUUGUUCGACGCAUCUUCGUCUUUAGCUGUAAUAAGCUUUUAUAAUAGUUCUUUAUUAUUAGUAUACAAAAUUAGUAGUAUGUCCAAUUUGAAUGUAUUGGCAGCAUACGUACAAUCCAUAAUUAUGGAGUAUGAACCAAUAGAAUAUCAUCUUUACAAAAAUAAUAUGUGGUUAUUAAAUGAUCUCGGAUUUAAAGUGUACGAAUUUAAAGACGAUAGAUUUGUGUUAUGCGACGAAACAAAUAAAAUACGUAAAUUAAACGAUUACUGGAAGAUACUGAAAAAAGAUAUUACUCAACAAAAUUUAUUUUCAAUUUUGUACAAGAGGAAAUACGACAAUGUUCAAGAAUAUCUGCAACGUAAAAAAACCCGUCUUACGAGCAUAGUCGAUGGAUGAGGAGAGAAUAUUGAUUAGAAACGAAUUUUUCUUUUUAAUAGAAGUUUCAUGUGUGUUUUUUUGUUAUAAAAUACAAAUAGCAUUACAGUACAAUACAUUGGUUUUAUUAACCCAUACACUGUUUAGCGAAUGAACUGAAUUUAAAAUUCGAUAUAAUCAAUGUACGCAUGUUAAUUAAACGGGCUUGUAAUCUAACUUGGAUUCAAGUUUCUUAUUA